Messenger RNA from Oryza sativa Japonica Group (Japanese rice), 1952 nucleotides. Its product is annotated as nuclear envelope-associated protein 2. The record is from RefSeq and is a predicted model, not a curated record. Lineage: Eukaryota; Viridiplantae; Streptophyta; Magnoliopsida; Poales; Poaceae.
UCCUCCUCCUUUCCUUCCAUUCUCGUCGUCGUCUUCACUCCCAAUCUCCUCCUCCGCCUCCGCCGCCGCCGCGUCAGCCGCGCCCCGCCGCCGUGGCUCCUUCCGUGCGCGGUGCCAAGUUAAGUCGCCGCCUGCUUCUGCCUGGCCUUCCCUUCCCCGCCCCGAGCGGAUUCCGGCGCCGCUGCUGUCGCUUCCCGAAGAAGACGCGUAAGCCCUAGUUGGUGCUAGUUUGCUGCUGCUUGCGAGAAGGAGAGAGUGGAGUGAGUCAGUAAGAUAUCUGAGGUGGAGGGGGAAACGAGGAUUUUAUUUAUUUUUAUUUUUGGUUCGCUCGUGAUCUGCGUGCUCGUUUCUUGGAGCUGAGUUGCAUCGUCGGAUGGAGCGAAAGCUACCUGCUGGCCCAUACUGACCUGAGAUAGGAGGCUUCUUGUGAGGCAACCACAGAGGUGUUUGGCUUGGUCAAAGAAGAGCUCAUCUCCCUUGUUUUUGUCUUUCUUCAUGGGGGUGCUUGAUGACUUGCUGUGAGGCCUGAGCCGUCCUGUUUGUUGUUCUUGGAUAGAAUAUAACAGUAUUCCAGAAGCAGUGUUUUUGGUGCUAAUAUUGGAAGAGAAACAGUAUUUUGGGGCUUGGCUAUGUCAGUUUCAGAGAAGGUGGUACCACCAUCUUCUGUGUCUUCGUCGGAUUUGGAUCCGCUGUUGAAGGAUCUUACAGAGAAGAAGUUAAGCUUUAGGAGAAACGUGGUGUCUUUGGCGGCUGAGCUCAAGGAUGUGAGGAACAAACUUGCUUCACAGGAGCAGUUGUUUGUUCGGGAAUCCCAAACCAGAAAGUUUGCUGAGACAAAGGCGAGGAGCAUGGAGGAAGAAAUCAGUAAGCUGCAGAAAUGCUUGAAUGAUAAAGAUGAGCAACUGCGUUCGUCGACAGGUUGCACAGAACAGUACUUCCACGAGUUGGACGAUCUUAGAUCGAAACUGUCAGUCACCCAAGCUACAGCAGAAGCAAGUGCUGCAUCAGCCAAAUCAGCUCAGUCACAAUGCUUGUCAUUAUUAAAAGAGCUGAAUGAGAAGGACAGCUCGCUAAAAGAACACGAGCGUCGAGUCAACAAGCUAGGUGAGCAGCUGGAUCAUCUCCAGAAGGAUCUUGAAUCAAGGGAAUACUCACAGAGGCAACUCAAAGAUGAAGUUUUGAGGAUCGAAACAGAUAUCAUGGAUGCAGUUGCCAAAGUUGGGUCUAACAAAGAUAAUGAGCUUCUAAAGAUCUUAUCUGAUGUAUCACCAAGGAACAUUGAUAAUCUCAAUAAACUUCUGAACGCUAAGGAUGCAGAGAUUGCCAGAUUGAGAGAUGAAAUUAGGAUAUUAUCUGCUCACUGGACGAACAAAACAAAGGAACUAGAGUCACAGUUGGAGAAACAAAAGAGAACCGACCAGGAACUGAAAAAGAGAAUUCUAAAGCUUGAAUUCUGCCUUCAGGAAUCACGGUCCCAGAUAAGAAAACUUCAGAGAGCUGGUGAGAAAAGAGACAAGCAACUGAAGGAGCUGAAGGAUCAGGUGGGCAUGAAGCAACCCAGUGUCCCAUACCGUGAUGACAAGCACAACUUCUGGGAGAACCAGAGCUUCAAGUUCAUCGCCUCCAUGUCAAUGCUCGCACUAGUGAUGCUCACAAAGCGAUGAAACAGCAUCCUGUGUAAAGAAUGCUACUUAGUAGUAUAUUCCAGUGUUAGGUGAGCACCUUGCUCAUAGUCUAUAGUUCAGGAAGCCAGAGAUGUAGUCAAGUAGGUCAUUGCUGCAUGAUCAGUCGUCAGAUGAUGCCCCAACUGAAUUUGCCGACAUCCAAGAUUAGUCUGUAGUAUUGUAGUACUGUAGUGCAGUUGCUGCUAGCUUAUGUAAGCUCAUAAUUAAGCAAUAUUGUAGUUACAGAUCUACCUUAAUUUAUGUCUGGCCGCGUUGCGGUUAUGUUAA